AUAACCCCUCUUUACAGAAUUUUUUUUCGUUCACAUUAAAAAGGCUUGCUGAAACACCGCAAACUGUAUUGUUUUGCGAAGAUUUAAGCGUCUGUUUUCUCUUUGUUUGUUUAGUAGGGAUAGUUCACACAUUUGCCCAACCCGGCAAACAAAACAGACGCAUGUAACAAGGUCUACUUUCAAUGCAAAUGAUGUUCACAAUACACACAUACCAUUGACCAUAUGCUAACACAAUUGCAAUUAUUUUUCUUUUCAGGAGAUGGUGAGACGUUUGCACAACUCAAAUGAAGAUGACAAGAAGUAUGAGGGGAAGGAAGGACUCAACUCACCCCACAAUUUAGCAGUGACGACCUUUCUUGUGAAAGAAAUUGCUGCCAUCGGCGAGCAUCCGUCAGACAUGAUCCGAGCCGCGUGUGUUGGUUACUACGAGACCAUUCGUCGGAACUACACACUCAGCCUGCCAGAAAACAAAGAAAAGAAGGAAAAAGAAAAGAAAGAGAAGCGCCUUCGGUCCCGGAGAAAGAGGUUGCUGGACGUGAGAAGCGAAGUCGUCCAGACUGAGGAAGAGGAGGGGAUCUGGGCAGGAGUAACCCAGGAACUCAUGUCGGACGAGGAGGAUAGCAGUUCGAACGGGAUGGCCGUGUGGCUGGUGAAGCCCCCUGUCUUCAGAAGCCAACAGCUUUCCGACCUUUGCAGCGCACUGCAGACCAGGCUGGAGGCUGACCCCAAGUACCUGGCCGCCAACCGCAAACCGAGACUGAGGGUGGAAGGCACACAGAGUGACAGGGACCUCCCUCGAGUCUACGACCCCGACCGGGCCGCUGUGCACUUCACCCCCGGAAGCGCUCCCCGCCCAGCAGUCCGGCCCUGUCUGACAACCAUCUCCGCCAACAACAACAACCGGUCCUCAACCUCCAACCGCACCCCGCCGCCCCGCCGACCGACAGGAAGAAGCUUAGCCUUCCAGAGCGAAGACUCUCCUUCACGGGCUCUUGAAGGAUACAAUGUAGCUAGCUUUGUUGAUGAAGAUUUUCUUUCGGACAUGGAUGACAAUUCGUUGACCCCAUUGUAGUUUAACGUGGCCAGCAUGACUUGUUUUUUUAGCUUACCCUUUGUAUCCUUUUAAUUACUUAACAACUUCUACUUAUUUCGAAAUUUAUCUUUCAACAUUUGUACAGUAGUAAAGAAAACAUUACUUGUACAGUGCAAAGUUAGUCUGUAUGUUAAUCGUUUGCCUUGUAUAUCCAUCGUAUUCUAGUGUCCUUUCUUGCUAUGUGUUACUGUUAGGACGAUAGUUAAACAUGUAGGCGCCAUUUACGUUUUGCUUGUACGGAAGACUAUUUACACUUUGAGUUUAUUCCAGGGUAAUUCCAUUCCCGAGUGUACGCUACGACAUUCAAUUGACGAUUUCUAU
This is a messenger RNA of Branchiostoma floridae (Florida lancelet), 1414 nucleotides long. RefSeq lists its product as uncharacterized. The transcript is spliced from 4 exons. Bases 260 to 1072 code for a protein of 270 amino acids. The record is from RefSeq and is a predicted model, not a curated record. Lineage: Eukaryota; Metazoa; Chordata; Leptocardii; Amphioxiformes; Branchiostomatidae.